AUCGACCUUUAAUUUUCAUGGUGCAUUGCAGCUGAUGUUUGAGACUCCCUUAUUCAGGUAGGUGUAGAGACUUUUUAAAAUGCUUCUUGCCUUUUUUCUUUUCCUACUACAUUACGUGUGCUGGUGCAUUGUAACUCUAGUUUGUGGUUUCCGGAAACCUGGUACGAUGGCAGCCGAGGGGGAGUGCGUCGCAUUAGCUUUCUAUGCGUCGUUCUCCUUGGUAAACUUUUUAAUCUAUCAGCGACACCAUCGAUGUCAAGUCAACGAGGAACUGUUAACUACGGGACGUUCAGGUCCCGUACGACAAACAGGAUCCCGUGCACACCAUCGUCCCUUGUGCUAUGCCGCGUACGUAUCAUUUGGACACGUUACACAUUACCCAGGUUCGUGCACUGGGUUGUCCGCGUCCGCGGGAUGAAAUUUUUACUGGGCCGGGCCAUUUGUUUUGACGUUUAACAUUAUCGGGAAACAAAGACCCGUCAGCGAUUUGCAGCGAUCAUCUAAUCUAAACCACUUGUCUAAACAUUUUCCAUGAUGAUUUAUUAGAAUAUUGACGCUGCGCCGUUUGAAUGAAUUGUAACUAACUCAUGUUACGGAAUAAGGCAUGCCAUCCAUUAGAUAGCAGUACAAGUACACAUCGAUGAUUAUCAGUAAAAGAUAUGGGCUUUUUGCUGAUUCGACCUCAAAUUAAUCCUUUUAAAUUCUCGUCGCGCAAGAUAAAGACCACCUAAUUCGUAUGAUGCUAACUGUACCAUGCUU
This is a messenger RNA of Radiomyces spectabilis, 759 nucleotides long. RefSeq lists its product as uncharacterized. The transcript has 4 exons. Lineage: Eukaryota; Fungi; Mucoromycota; Mucoromycetes; Mucorales; Radiomycetaceae. The record is from RefSeq and is a predicted model, not a curated record. Bases 80 to 418 code for a protein of 112 amino acids.